AUGGAUUCCUACUCUUCUAUACCAAAUAUGAACCAGCAACAACAGCAAGCUGGAUAUAAUAAUAAUUCACUAGGUCUCCCUACAAAUCCUGCAUUAUCUCAAUCGCAGCAGUAUGCAACUAAUUUCACCUCUCAACAUCCUGCUAACCAACGCGCAAUGAAUUCAGGGAUCGUGCAACAAUCACAGCAAUCUGCGAAUUAUGUGGCUACGAAUAAUCAGAACUUACAACAACUUAGAGGGUUAGGUGCUGAAAAUACUUCAAACAUCUCCAAUCCGUACGUUUUUCAAAAUCACCAGUCGUUACCCGUAACAUCCUCGACUCCAAUACCAUCCAUGUCAGCAAUUAAUAACUCUGUUUACGGUAAUCAAGGUAACAUUAAUGGUAUGGGAAUGGAUGUGUUCCGACCUGGCUUUAAUCGAACUUUAGGUCAAAUGACUGUCCUCCGUUCCUCACAUCCUCAAAAACAAAAUAAUGACUCUACUUUAAAAAAACCUGUUCAACAAGCUCCUAAACCUUAUGAACCGGCUCCUGAUCUUACUCCUGUUCAAAAACAGUAUUUGGAUCAAUAUGUUCGUCGUGAUAAUUUAUAUCAAAAAGCUUUAGAUCUUCAACAUAGAAGGCAAAUGUCUAUCAUAACUGAAAAACGUAAAGAAAUAACUCAAGCUGAACAAAGACAUCAAUUUCGUUCUGGUCCAUUUAUCUUUGGUCCCGGAUAUCAAGGUUAUGGAAAUGGUAUUACUGGAACUAAGUUUCGUAUUAUUUAUCCAAAUGAAAGGAAAAGGCCUAAAAGAACAAAAGAGUUUAAAUUAGAUAUCGCGCAAAAAGAAGAUAUAUUGGUUCCGAUAAGAUUAGAAAUUGACGGUGCUGAAGGUUAUAAAUUACGUGAUACUUUUACAUGGAAUAUGAAUG
Scutellospora calospora is the source of this 910-nucleotide messenger RNA. The record is from the annotation of a GenBank genome assembly. Lineage: Eukaryota; Fungi; Glomeromycota; Glomeromycetes; Diversisporales; Gigasporaceae.